Molecule: messenger RNA, 859 nt
Organism: Macrobrachium nipponense
Lineage: Eukaryota; Metazoa; Arthropoda; Malacostraca; Decapoda; Palaemonidae
Product: protein D2-like
Exons: 6
Coding region: 167-736 (189 amino acids)
Source: RefSeq, a predicted model, not a curated record
ACAGACUACGCUGCCCCAGAUAGACGGUCUGACUAGUCUCCAGUUGCCAUAACAACUUCUGCCGUAACCUUGAAGGUCAGUGUUCCCAAGGUCCCAGGCAAGUUGUUCAUUUCGAUUUUCGACUGCAUUCAGUUUGGGCGUUGUGACAGAGAGAGCCAAAGGAAGAAUGGCUGAACAACAGCAAAUUUCACGAUUAAUGACUGAAGAAAUAGUUCCUGAUGUAGUUGAUGAGCUUCCUUCUAAUUGUGUUAAGGUGAAGUAUGGCAGCCGUGAAGUGUCUUGUGGAAAUGUUAUGACUCCUACCCAGGUUUUUGAAGAGCCUACUGAAAUAUGUUGGCCAGCAGACACUAGCAACCUUUACACAUUAUGCAUGACAGAUCCUGAUGCCCCAAGUCGACAGAAUCCUAUAAUGAGAGAGUUUCUUCACUGGCUAGUUGUCAAUAUACCUGGAUGUGAACUUUCAAAAGGGGAGACACUUGCACAGUUUGUUGGCUCUGGACCCCCUAAAGGAACUGGUCUCCACAGAUAUGUGUAUCUGGCAUAUCAGCAGCCAGGGAAAAUAAGCUGUGAUGAACCAAAAAUGCCAAACAACUCAGUUGAAAAUAGGAGACAAUUCAGCAUAAGGAAUUUUGCUGCCAAGUAUAAGCUGAAACCUGUUGCCGGAAAUUUCUACCAGGCUGAAUAUGAUGAAACAACAUUAAAAGUCCAUCGCCAGCUUGGAGUCAUUCCUAAGUGAUUAUUCUUGUAACCAUUCAUCAAAGCUUAAAAAUACCUUUCAAGGGCAUUACUGUACACUUCAGAUAUCUUAAAAUUCUUUUAUUUUGCUGAUGUAUACCUCAAAUAUAGUUUUACAUUUGUU